Aureococcus anophagefferens is the source of this 1929-nucleotide messenger RNA. RefSeq lists its product as hypothetical. The transcript has a single exon. Lineage: Eukaryota; Pelagophyceae; Pelagomonadales; Pelagomonadaceae. The coding region runs from base 1 to 1929 and encodes 642 amino acids. Gene Ontology annotation, molecular function: protein binding. The record is from RefSeq and is a predicted model, not a curated record.
AUGCGCCGGCGCGCGCCGCCGGCGGACGAGCACAGCGAGCUGUCGUCGGCCGUGCUGCGCCUGACGACGCAGUGGGAGCUGAAGCAGCAGCGCAAGGAGGCGGCGCUGCAGGCGACGCUCGACGAGGCGCGCGAGGACGCCGAGGAGCUCCGCGAGGAGCUCGAGGAGCUCAGGCAGUCCCUGGCGGCGGCGCGGCGCGAGGCCGGCGACGCCGCGGCGUCGGCCGCGCGCGCGGACGCCGAGGCCGCGGACGCGAAGCGUGAGCUCCGCGACGAGCGGUGCCGGUCGCUCGGCGCGCUCUUCCUCAUCGCGGACCUCGCCGCGCCGCCGCCGGCCGUUUCCGCCGAAGCGCCGGCCGCCGCCGCCGCCGCGUCCGACGACGACGACGACUACGACGACGACGACCGGCCGCCGCCGGCCGACGACGGCUCCGAGAGCGACCGGUCCGCGGCGUCGAGCGACGAGCCGGCGCCCGCCGCCGGCGCGCCGUCCGAGGCCGCGCGCGCCGCGGCGUCGCGUUCGCGGGCCCACGCCGCGGCGCUCGGCGUCGCGGGGCGGCUCGGCGCGCCGAGCCCCGGCUGCUACGCUUUGGCCGCGCGCGAGGGCCGGGCCAAGCUCCCGCAGCACGCCGGCGCGCGCGAGCUGCUCCUCGAGUGCGGCGAGUGCGUUUUGAGUUUAGCGCUCGCCGAGGCCUGCGUCCGGGGCCACGCGCGGACCGCGGCGGCGCUGUUGGAGGCCGGCGCGGUCGCGGAGCGCGCGUGCGCGCCGCGCGACGGCGCCGCGGCCUGGCCCUGCGUCGGCGGCGACGACGCCGAGGCCCCGGGCGCGCCGGCGCUCCACCGGGCCAUCGCCGCGGGCCACGACGACGUCGCGAAGCUGCUCAUCCGAUCCGGCGCGAACGCGAACGCCGCCGCGGCCGCGCUCGGCGGGUCGACGCCCCUGCACACGGCGGCGCUGCACAACCGCGCGGAGCUCGCGCGCUUCCUCGUGGCCAAGUGCAACGCGCGGCUCGACGCCGUCGACGACGGCGGCAAGACCGCGGCCGCGCGCGCCGCGGAGAUGCGGUGGUCGCGGACGGAGCGGGUGCUCAAGGACCCGAGCUUGCUCUUCUGGGCCCGGGCGACGCGGGCGAACCGCCUCUGCAAGGAGGGCGAGCACGCGCUGGCCUUGGAGUCCUACGCGCAGGCGCUCGCGGAAUUGGAGCGCGUCGACGCGGAGCGGCGGCCGUCGCCGGCGAACGUGAUGACGCUCCACCACAACCGGGGCAAGUCGCUCAUGGCGUUGGGCAAGCACCUCAAGGCGCGCGAGGCGCUGUCCGCCGCCGUCGCCAUCGCGGGCGCGCCCGCGGACUACCCGGCGGCCGCGGACAAGCGCGCCGAGUGCGACGCCGCGCUCCUCGAGCACGACAAAGCCGCGGCGGCCUGGGAGGGCCUCGCGGCGUCCUUCGCCGGCGAGACGGGCGACGACGCCGCGGCGACAAAGGCCAAGGUCGACGCCUGGGUCUGCAAGGCCGCGCGCGAGCGCGAGAAGCUCCGGUUCAAGCCGCACGAGGUCCUGGGCCUCGAGAGCCCGCGGCCGUCCGAGGACGAGGUCAAGAGGGCCUACCGCAAGAUGUCCAUCAAGUGGCACCCGGACCGCCACGCCGCCGCGUCCGACGAGCACAAGCACCGCGCGCACCUCCAGUUCCAGCGCAUCUCCGCGGCGAACGACGCGCUCGAGAAGCGCGCGGCGGACCCCUACCGCCCCUACGACUGGGCGCCCCACCGCGACGACGACGACGACGACGACGACGACGACGACGGCCACAGCGACGACGACGACGACGACGACGACGACGACGCCGAGUUCGACCGCGCGCGCCGCGCGUGGGGCUCCUCCCGGGACCAGUCCGACUCGUGGUCCGAGUACUUCCGCCAGAAGCGCGCCUAG